UUCCUGUGUUCGCGGGUCGGCGGAAGAUGGCGGCCGCCGAAGGGGUCUGGUGCCUGUGCAACUUGUUGAGGUUUUUUUAUUCAUUAUUCUUCCCUGGGCUAAUUGUAUGUGGAACUUUAUAUGUAUGUUUGGUCAUUGUCCUUUGGGGAAUCAGACUGCUGCUACAGAGAAAGAAAAAAUUCGUGUCAACUAGCAAAACUGGGAAAAAUCAAAUGGUGAUUGCAUUUUUUCAUCCAUACUGCAAUGCUGGCGGAGGAGGAGAAAGAGUGUUAUGGUGUGCUUUAAGAGCCCUGCAGAAAAAGUAUCCUGAAGCCGUUUAUGUUGUUUAUACCGGCGAUGUUAAUGUCAGCGGUCAACAGAUACUAGAAGGUGCUUUCAGAAGAUUUAACAUCAGAUUAAUUCUCCCAGUCCAGUUUGUUUUUUUAAGGAAACGCUAUCUUGUGGAAGAUUCACUCUAUCCUCACUUCACACUGCUGGGCCAAAGUCUAGGAUCUGUUUUUCUCGGCUGGGAAGCUCUAAUGCAAUGUGUUCCUGAUGUUUACAUCGAUUCCAUGGGAUACGCUUUUACACUUCCUCUGUUUAAGUAUAUAGGGGGUUGCCAAGUUGGAAGCUAUGUUCAUUAUCCUACUAUCAGCACUGACAUGCUCUCUAUAGUGAAGAAUCAAAAUGUUGGACUUAAUAAUGCAGCCUUCAUUACCAGGAAUCCUUUUCUCAGCAAAGUAAAGCUCAUUUACUACUAUUUAUUUGCUUUUAUUUACGGACUUGUUGGUUCUUGCAGUGACGUAGUCAUGGUCAAUUCUUCUUGGACACUAAACCAUAUUCUCUCACUGUGGAAAGUUGGGAAUUGCACUAACGUUGUUUAUCCACCUUGCGAUGUGCAGACAUUUCUGGACAUUCCCUUACAUGAGAAAAAGACAACCCCAGGCCAUGUGCUGGUUUCUGUUGGCCAGUUUAGGCCGGAAAAGAAUCAUCCAUUGCAGAUCAGAGCCUUUGCUAAAUUGCUGAAGAAGAAGAUGGUUGAGUCAUCUCCUCUUAAACUUGUCCUUAUUGGAGGUUGUCGUAACAAAGAUGAUGAACUUAGGGUAAACCAACUGAGAAGGCUAUCUGAGGAUUUAGGAGUUCAAGAAAAUGUGGAAUUUAAAAUAAACAUUCCAUUUGAUGAAUUAAAGAAUUCUUUGUCAGAAGCAACAAUUGGUCUGCAUACCAUGUGGAACGAGCAUUUUGGGAUUGGAGUUGUGGAGUGUAUGGCAGCUGGCACAAUUAUCCUUGCACACAAUUCAGGGGGCCCGAAGCUUGACAUUGUUGUUCCUCACGAAGGAGAUAUAACUGGCUUUCUGGCUGAGAGUGAAGAAGGCUAUGCUGAAACUAUGGCUCACAUUCUUUCCAUGUCUGCAGAAAAGAGACUCCAAAUCAGAAAAAGUGCCCGUGCAUCUGUAAGCAGAUUCUCUGAUCAGGAAUUUGAAGUGGCAUUUCUAUCAUCUGUGGAAAAGUUACUUAAGUAAUGCCAUAUCUAUAAAAUUAAAGAUAUUUUAUAUAAAAUGGUUAAAAACCUUCACAUGUAAAUAUUUUUCUAAAUUCAAUCUCAUUUGUCAAAUCACUUUACUUUAGAAAACAGGAAAGAAAAUUUCCUUUUAGAAUAAAAGGAAGUGUUGAAA
Molecule: messenger RNA, 1655 nt
Organism: Saimiri boliviensis boliviensis (Bolivian squirrel monkey)
Lineage: Eukaryota; Metazoa; Chordata; Mammalia; Primates; Cebidae
Gene: ALG11
Product: ALG11 alpha-1,2-mannosyltransferase
Biological process (GO): protein N-linked glycosylation; dolichol-linked oligosaccharide biosynthetic process
Cellular component (GO): endoplasmic reticulum membrane
Molecular function (GO): GDP-Man:Man(3)GlcNAc(2)-PP-Dol alpha-1,2-mannosyltransferase activity
Source: RefSeq, a predicted model, not a curated record